CGGCCUCUCCACGCCUUUAACCCCUAUUAAAACCCCCGAUCCCAUUCCCUCAUCACUUCCUCCAGGCCGGUACCAGCAUCGCAAGUUACACCACAAGCUAAGAGCAAGAUGGCUUCCUACUCCACUCCUCUCUACUCCCCUCCCAAGAGGGACCUCCCCACCCUUCUCGCUGCCGCCCUCCCCUUCCUCCGUGGUGAGCUCCACCUGGUGGACCCCGCCCUCCCGGGCUUCGUCGACCGCCUGACUGCUGCCGGCGCCGGUGAGUGCUGGCACAAGGACGGCUGCUUCCUCGGCCAUCUCACCGACGUGUACCGCAUCCUCAAGCUCUGGCUCGCCCCUGAUCCGGUCGCGCGCUGCGGCCUCUUCCACUCCGUCUACUCCAACUCCUACGUCGACCUCGCCAUCUUCGACCCCGCUGCCGACGGCCGCGACAUCCUGCGCCGCGUCGCUGGCUCGGAAGCCGAGCGCCUUACCCACCUCUUCUGCAUCGUCCCUCGCCACACCCUCAUCCACGAUGACCUCAUCUUCCACUACUCCGAUGCCGAGCUAGUCGACCACCUGGACCGCUCCGAGGCCUCCCUCCGCCGUGCCAAGGAGGAUAACAUCCUCGACUCCUCCGAGCCAUGGCGCGAGAAGCUACGAUCGGUCCUCCCAGCCAAGGGCAUCAGAGUAAAGCACAUCAGGACGAGCGAAGAGGUGCCACUCUCGAGAAGAAUGGUAGCAACCUUCUUGUUGAUGACGAUGGCCGACUUCAGCGACCAGCUGUAUGCAUUCCAAGACGAGCUGUUCGACAACGACGAUGGCCGGAUGGAGUUCGCAGGUAACACCUUCGCCGCUCUCUGGCCGGGAGACGGCCGGCCGGGGCUGUGGAUGAACUCUUUAUCGAGAAUGGGAGCGCUGUACAACCUUAUAGUAAGAGAAGAAGAACUCUUCUUGGAAGAGAGGAAGAGGAUGACCGGCGCCAUCGAGUCCAAGAGCGGUGAAAGAGACGAGGAGAUCGAGCUGGUGGUGCCGCCGGUGUUCGACAACUGUACAAAGAUCCUGGACAUGAAGGAGCAGAGGGAGGCGAGAGACUUGUAUUGGGAGGCGAUGAGUAGGGGAGGGGAGAAGAAGGAGGGGGGGUUGGAGAGGGUGGAGAGAAUGUUGUUGGAAAGCAGUGAGAAGAACCCGUUUGUUGGGGAGCCGCACCUGGUGCUGGCCCAGGUGUAUGCAAGCCAAGGGAGGUUCGAGAAGGCAGAGAGGGAGGCGGCGGAGGGGCUGAGGCUUUUGUUGGAGUGGGGGANCUCGUGGGACAAGAGGAUGAGCUGGGAGGGGUGGGUGGCCUGGGGAAGGCUGUUGCUUUUGAAGGCUAAGGAGGAGACUUGGCCUCGGACUUCCUUUGGGAUCCUCAACCUCGGACUGGUGAGGUGAGGUG
Messenger RNA from Elaeis guineensis (African oil palm), 1414 nucleotides. RefSeq lists its product as uncharacterized. NCBI's taxonomy places the organism in Eukaryota, Viridiplantae, Streptophyta, Magnoliopsida, Arecales, Arecaceae. The record is from RefSeq and is a predicted model, not a curated record.